UUGGUUUGGUUCCGGGGGCUCCGGGGAGUCCACUGCGGCGUCGCCACUGCGCUCCACACGCGGACCGGUUUGGUAGUGUGCGCGCGUGCGCGGGCGCGCUUCCCUCCGGGUGAUGUCGGCCGUGAAGGCGCUGCAGCAGUGGUGCCGGGUCCGGUGCGACGGCUACCGGGACGUGUCCAUCACCAACAUGACCACGUCCUUCAGGGACGGGCUGGCCUUCUGCGCGCUGCUCCACCACCACAGACCCGACCUCAUCGACUUUGACUCACUGAAGAAGGACGAUGUUUACGAGAACAACAAACUGGCCUUCAGGGUGGCGGAGGACCUCGGGAUUCCCGCGCUGCUGGACGCAGAAGACAUGGUGGCCCUCAAGGUGCCGGACCGCCUCAGCAUCCUGACGUACGUGUCCCAGUACUACAACUACUUCCACGGACGCUCCCCGAUCGGCGGCAUGGGGGGCAUGAAGAGGCCGGCCGGAGACCCCGCGGAGGGACCCUCCGGGAAGAAGAACCAGCCGGUGGCGGCGAGGCCGUUUCCCGCCGCGUCCAAAGCGGCCAGAGAGAACAGCCCCCCGCCGUCCUCCAACAUCACGAGGCCCCCCCCCUCCCCGAAACCCGCCAGGAACCCCACCAAGCCGGCUGAUGGAGCUGCUCCGGCGGGCACCCUGAGCAACAAAUGUGCGUCCUGCGACCAGCACGUUCACCUGGUGCAGCGCCACCUGGUGGAGGGGAAGCUCUACCACAGGAGCUGUGCAAAGACGCUGUCGGCCGCAAACCCCACCGCCCCCCCCAGAGGUUCCCCCUCAAACGCCCCCGUUGCCGGAUCGGCUCCUCUGGCCGACCGCGGUAAAGCCGCCGCGGCCCCUGCGACCCUGGCGCCCUCCAGGCUGGGCCCGUCGUGGCUGCCGGGGAAAGCCGCCACCUCCUCGUCUCCUUCGCCUCCCUCGCGGCCUCCUUCCAGCGCCUCCCCCAAAGGGACUCGGGCCCCCGUCGCGUCCAAACCCGCGGCGACCACGUCCAUCAACGCCGGCCCCGUCGCCGCUCCCCGUGCCGCCGCCGCAGCGACCUCCAACAACCUGCAGGCCAAGCUCAGGUUCUUCCAGGAGCAGCGGGAUGAGGAGAAAAAGACGCCACCCGCCGCCGCCGCCGUGAACAAAAGGCCGGACGCGGUCCAGGAGGCCGCGGCGGGGAAGCCGGCGUCUCUGGUCGUGGACAAAAGGCCGGGCGCGACCUCCGCGGUCCAGGAGGCCGCGGCGGGGAAGCCGGCGUCUCUGGUCGUGGACAAAAGGCCGGGCGCGACCUCCGCGGUCCAGGAGGCCGCGGCGGGGAAGCCGGCGUCUCUGGUCGUGGACAAAAGGCCGGGCGCGACCUCCGCGGUCCAGGAGGCCGCGGCGGGGAAGCCGGCGUCUCUGGUCGUGGACAAAAGGCCGGGCGCGACCUCCGCGGUCCAGGAGGCCGCGGCGGGGAAGCCGGCGUCUCUGGUCGUGAACGUCGCUGGUUUCGGCAGAAAAAAGGACGCGAGCGUUGCCGCGGUGAACCCGGGGGGGGGGGACGCGGCCAGAGCGGCGGCAGGAGGCGGGGCUCAAAAGUCCAAAGCGUCGGCCGCGGCUUUCAUCUCCAAAAAACUGUCCGAGGAGAACAACGACGCGGCUAAGCCGUCGUGGACGAGCGUGACGCUGAAAAAACCCGCCGCACCCCCCCAGGUGGAGACCCCGAAGAGGGAGCCGCAGGGCGCCAGAGGGCGAAAGGUGCUGAGGGUCGACCCGGCGCUCCUGGCGGCGGCGGCGGCGCGGACGCCGAGCCCCGUCCGCCCGGACCGAGGAGGCCCGAAGCCCGACGCCUCGGCAUCAGGGAACAAAGACCCCCCCGAGGACUGGAGGUCGAAGCUCAAACCCAUCUCCAAACCCGCUGGUCCUUCACAGUCCUCCCCCAAGCCGUGGGCCAAUGGAGGGGGGGCGCCCCAGACCCCGGACGUGUCCCUCAGGCCGCCCUCCCCUCCUCAGCUUCAGCACCCGACCACAUCGGCCACUCCAUCAGCUGCAAAGGGAUUCCUGAAUCGUCAGAGAGACCCAACGGCAAAUGGCACCAAGUCGGAGUCGAAGAAGAUGAAGCCAGACUACAUCUCCAAAGAGGACAUCAUCAGGGAGCUGCAGGAGAUCGAGGACAACUUGAACCAGUGGGAGAAGAGGGGAGUGGAGCUGGAGGUGAAGCUCCGCGGCAGCGAGGGAGAAGGCGAAGAGGACUCUCUCAUGGACGAGGUCAUGGUCGAGUGGUUCAACCUGAUCAGGAACAAGCAGCUGGCCAUCCGCCGGGAGUCUGAGCUGGUCUACGUCGGGAAAACGCAGGACCUGGAGGCGGAGCAGCCCACGGUGGAGCAGGAGCUCCGCAGGCUGAUGGACAAACCAGAACGUCUGAAGACCCCCGAGGACCGGAGGAGGGAAAAGCAGCUGAUGGACAAACUGGUGGAGAUCGUCAACGACCGGAACGCUAUCGUAGAGGGUCUGGAUGAGGACAGACUCAGGGAGGACGAGGAAGACGAGGAGCUCAACAAGAUGAUGAUGAGUCUCAACGUGAAAAAGGACAAACCAAAGAAGAAGUCUCCGCUGUCCAAUCUGUUCGGCUGGAGGACCAAAAAGGAGGGAUGACGCCGCUUCUGCUUCUGCUUCCGCCAUCUUCUCCCCGUCGCCCGCCUGCUCCUGACGUCCUGCUUCAGGUCUCCUCCUUGUGCUCCAGGUCUCCUCCUUCUGUGUGCUCCUCUACUCUGACAAGGAGGGAGGGUGAUGAUCUGUGUGUGUGUGUGUGAGAUCUGUCAUCGCUUUCAGUAAAAUGCCCUUCCCUCUGUCGAGAGCAUCACUCAAGACCUGACGUUACUUCUGCCUGUGUCUCUCUCUCACACACACACACACACACACACACACACACACACACACACACACGCGCGAUGUUGAGGGGGUUUUAAAUGACUCACGAGACGCGACGUGAUUGGGUUCAGUGCUCCAGUGGAUCGUUUUUAAUACCCUUCUAGUCUUAAUCUGUCUACUUAAUUCUCCCUCCUAUCUGCUUACAUGUUGAAAUGUUGGUUGUGCAGAAGCCCAGAAGAAGAUGCUAAUGGGCUUUAGAGGAAAGGCUCGCGCUCUGCUCGGGGGGGGAGGCGUGCGUCGGCGUCUCCCGUCUGAGCCUCCGCGAGCCGCUCGCGCGUUGAGCCACGAUUUUUUCGAGGUCGGGCCGUUAAAUCUCGGACAAGAGGAGGUCUACUGGGCUCUAAUCCUCUGGACAAGUGGCUUACAACCAGAGGUUCAGGAGGUCCCGGGAAAACAAAAAAAAAAUAACAAAAAGCUGGAGAAAGAUCUACGGGAUGAAAGCAGACACUUUAUAAACUGGAGCUAUAACAGAGUCCCAACGUGAACAUGCUGAAUUGAGCACUCUGGGCUUUUAUUCUGAAAGGUUUUAUAUAUUGUGCAUAUGCCAUGGAAUAAAGACCAAACGAGCUUUGCAUUUUCUUUUCUUCCUCUUCAAUCUUUUUUCGGGGGUCUAUCCGUACCUGUAUUUUGUUUGCACCUGUGGAGAGUUUUGGAAAUAGUUUACGUUUUGUAUCCAGAGAAAAGGACAACCUCCUAAACUCUUUGUUUAAAUACCCAAACACACUCACAGCUUUCCCCUCAGCGGGCUCCCAUUUACUAAAAAACAAAUGACUGCAUAUUUGAAUAGAAUGAAGUGGGGGGGGGGGGACCGUUGAGGUUGCGUUUUCCUGAUGUUGUGCUUAAGCAGCUCGUGUGUUAUUUGUAGUGUACAAAGAACACGAUCAGUUGACCCCGAUGCUUUUGAUUCAGAGAAAUGCAACAACUGGUCCAUAUUGGAUCUGGAUGUGAACAUGUUUUAUAAUUGUGUGUGUGUGUGUGUGUUAAUUUGUGGGUUAUCCGCCGCUAAAGCCUAACUUCGCAUUUCUGUGUCGUGACCAAAAAUCGCUCAAUUUUGACACACACAUUUGUCAUAUUUUGCAGAAUGCAGCAUUGUGUGUAUACUUUUGUUUGGCUUCAUCUCAGCUGGAGGAUACAAAUGACACGGGGAACAGUCUGAUUAUUAAAGGACCUGGAGUUUACAUUGAUUUCUGCAGUCAAUCAACUCAUUUUAAUAAAAAUGCAUUAUUUUUCGGGUCACUGUUCUCUGCACUUGUGAUUUUCACUCAUUUCAAAAUAAAAUAACUUUAAUGGUGAA
Molecule: messenger RNA, 4214 nt
Organism: Pungitius pungitius (ninespine stickleback)
Lineage: Eukaryota; Metazoa; Chordata; Actinopteri; Perciformes; Gasterosteidae
Gene: micall2b
Product: mical-like 2b
Exons: 16
Coding region: 113-2644 (843 amino acids)
Molecular function (GO): protein binding
Source: RefSeq, a predicted model, not a curated record